Messenger RNA from Chaetomium strumarium, 669 nucleotides. RefSeq lists its product as uncharacterized. NCBI's taxonomy places the organism in Eukaryota, Fungi, Ascomycota, Sordariomycetes, Sordariales, Chaetomiaceae. The record is from RefSeq and is a predicted model, not a curated record. Bases 1 to 669 code for a protein of 222 amino acids. The transcript has a single exon.
AUGCUGGGACGCGACGUCUGGAUCAGAGAUGUUCUCAUGCGCCACAUGGCAACAGCGCCUUCCUACAUUCAGCCUCUGCUGGAAGCACUGAUUCACGAGGGCCCCAAGGCCACAUGGACUGCCGACGAGGCCUUUGACUGGAUGGAGGAAAACAUCAAGAGCCGCAAGGGUCCCAAGAGGAAGCGCGACUCCUCCGUGGGGAGGCUGGAGGCCCCCAGAGAAACCCGGAGCGAGGCACCUAGCUUUAGCUCGGACCUCGCGGAAUGGGCUCGGGCCAGCAUUCCAGCCGUGUGGGUUCCGCCCUCCCCUGUGGCCGGCUCCGGGUCUUUCCAUGGAGAGGAAGGGCCUGCAGGCAAAGACCACGGUUCCCCCGGAACGGACUUCAGCCAAGCCGUGCCACCGUGGCAGCCAAGGCCCAACGUUGCCCCGGAGCCCGUCAGCGGUGGGACAACGCCGACGGAGCGGGCCGGUGCGGUGCCAAGCCCGUCUCUUCCAGACACUCUGCCAUGGGGAAGCGUCCCGUCCAGCUCUGACGACGGCAGGGAAGCGACACCGAGCCGGCAGGCCAAUUCAAUGCCGAGCCCCUCCCUUCCCGACACUGCGCCGUGGGGAAGUGUCCCAGCCACUCCAGCGGACGGCGCGGGUGCGAGCAGCGAAGCUGAGGACUAG